This is a messenger RNA of Drosophila guanche, 848 nucleotides long. RefSeq names its product PSME3-interacting protein. Gene Ontology annotation, cellular component: nucleus. The record is from RefSeq and is a predicted model, not a curated record. The coding region runs from base 55 to 768 and encodes 237 amino acids. NCBI's taxonomy places the organism in Eukaryota, Metazoa, Arthropoda, Insecta, Diptera, Drosophilidae. The transcript is spliced from 3 exons.
CACUGUGGACAGCACUAGCGUCGAGUUGAAAAGUGUAAAUUGUUGAAAUAAAUCAUGAGUUCAGGCUUUGUAACUGAAGCAGAGGCUGCCGAAGCUCGCCAAAAGCGUCAGGAGGAGUGGGAGCGUGUCCGCCAGCCGGAGGAUCCACUGGAACGGCCAGAGGAACCAUAUGACGGACGCUCACUGUACGACCGCCUAAAAGAACAGAAAAACAAAAAAGAUAUGGAAUACGAAGAGGCACAUAAGCUAAAGAACCUAAUUCGCGGCCUCGACGAUGAUGAGGUGCAGUUUCUGGAGGCUGUCGACGAGCACAAAAUAAACGCGGAGCGUCAACAACUGCGUGAUGAGGCUCGUGAACUAGAGGACUUUCGCAACCGUGUGGAGAAGCUACAAGAAGAAAGCGUUGAUAAGAAACUACAGGCAGAGCUGAAGACCACCGCCAAAUCAGUUGGUGCCACGGCGGGCCGAAACACACAAAAGUCACUGCUUGGCCACGGAAUAAAACGCAAAAACGGUGAAUCGCCCACAACAAGCAAAGUGGCCAAAACGGUGAAGAACGACAGCACACCAGAGCAGAAGGAGAAGGAACAGGAAUUACAGCCAGUGUUUCAAAGCGGGUUGAAGUUGAUAGCCACGCUGCCUGGCAUUGGGCCCUACACGGAGUCCAGCGACUCGGAGGCUAGCACCGAUUCGGACGAACUUGAUCGGUUCACACGCACCGAUUUGUGUGGUCGCAAAUUACCAAAAAAGAAACAGUGCACAGAGUAGGGUCAGAUCAAUCAUUUUAUUGGGGUGCUUAACAUGUAAUUCUUUCUUGCAACAGAAUAUAGCCUAGAGUGUAAACAUUA